This is a messenger RNA of Peniophora sp. CBMAI 1063, 1203 nucleotides long. The record is from the annotation of a GenBank genome assembly. NCBI's taxonomy places the organism in Eukaryota, Fungi, Basidiomycota, Agaricomycetes, Russulales, Peniophoraceae.
AUGUUGCAUAGCUUCAGACGCCUGGACAGGCUUGGACGUGGCAUUGGCACUUCGCGCAUGUUGAAUGCAGUGUUCACGCGGAGGCAUAUCCUGGUUGACACCGGCCGGUACGCACAUUCUGCUACCGGAUCUCGAGAAAUUGCCAGCUCGCAGCACAAACCGAAGAGGUCUCCGAGUCCCCGCGGCGUCCGGGCCCCACGGGCCACCGAUAGAUCACUCCCCAGCAUCACCACAGUUGACCAGACGAAAGUCGCGCGUGAAGACUGGAUAUCCUGGGGUGGAAAGCUUUACUGUCGGUUCUCCGUGAAGUACUCGGACGGCGAGAGAGAGCGCUCGAAGUUUGGGAUCAAAUACCACCAAGCACGAGAUAUUGGUUUCAUGCGUUUCCCAGCACACGCGCAUGGCUUCCUCUACUAUCAUCCUCCCAACAGCGACGUGUUCGUCCCCGAAUUCAACGAGUUCGACGUGGGCCAUAUACGUUUCCGCUGUCUUGCCGAUCCCGAGACGCCGUUCCAAGAGGGCCAAGACCUACUUCUGCCUACCGGCGUGCCAUGGCAUAUGUCUGGCCUCCGUUUCGUGCGGAAUGUCGGGAAGCCAUUGUUCAAGCUCGCAUUACAAGCGGGUCUUGUCACGCAGGAUGAUCUGGCCGCAUGGUCGCCUCUCAUGCAGCCGUUCUCUCAUCGCAACAACCCAUCUCACAGAGCACGACAUAUACACAGCUUCAGCCAGCCAUUUGCCUUGCACCUGAACAGUACAGAGAAUCAUGUUCGAUUCCUCGGAACGAACCCAGAUGGCGAAGACCAUAGCAUCAAACUCUAUAUUCGAACCGGGAUCUUCGGCAAGGAGAAACCCGAAGGUCUGGUCAAGCCGUGUCAUACGAACGGCGUGCUCGUGUGUCAUCUAGAGGCCCACUCCUUCGACGAGCAGGGAGAGCUGAGCUCUAUUGCCUUGCGUGUCGAUCGGGUCAUAGAACCUGCGAGACAGAUUCCAGGUCUACCCGUCACGAUACCGCAACCUAAAGCAGGGGAGCUGCUACAAUGGCCUUACGCGUACCGAGCACCGGGUGCUGGGAACCGGGUGUACAAGCUUGACAUCCGUCCGUGGGAAUUAUCACUUCACCACCAUAAUACGAAUAUCCUUACGCGCGAAGGUCUGCGGAAGCUACACAAUGUACAACGUGCGGGAGAGGAGAAGAAUGGAUAA